Octopus sinensis (East Asian common octopus) is the source of this 789-nucleotide messenger RNA. RefSeq names its product craniofacial development protein 2-like. NCBI's taxonomy places the organism in Eukaryota, Metazoa, Mollusca, Cephalopoda, Octopoda, Octopodidae. The transcript has a single exon. The record is from RefSeq and is a predicted model, not a curated record. The coding region runs from base 1 to 789 and encodes 262 amino acids. Gene Ontology annotation, cellular component: nucleus. Gene Ontology annotation, biological process: chromatin remodeling.
AUGGAUCAAAAGUGUAAGAAUUCUAAUAUGAUGGUACCAAACAGUGGGGACCCCCGGCUGCGAGAUACCACAUUGGCUACUGGGGAAGAGCACAAGGAUAAUCAUAAUAGCGGCGGUAUUGAUGACGCGGAUGGGACAAAUCCUUCUGGACACCUGCCUGCUGAUGUAGCGACCAGCGAACUGAGAUCCCUGCGCUGCAUAAAAGUCACAAAAAUUGGAACAUGGAAUGUAAGGGGGAUGAACAUUGGGAAGUUGGACACCAUCAAUAAAGAAAUGAAUCGGUUAAACAUCGAUAUCCUGGGAGUCAGCGAAGUUCAUUGGACUGGCAAUGGUUUCUUCAACUCUGGUGAUCAUACAAUGUACUUUUCAGGCAAUAAUAAGACCAGACAACAUGGAGUGGGAUUUGUUCUAUACAAGAAAAUAUCCAAGUGCGUUGAAAGUUACCAGACCAUGAGUGAUCGAGUGAUUACCAUUCGCAUCAAAGCCAAACUCAACAACAUCACAUUGCUACAAAUCUACGCGCCAACUGCCGACGCCGAAGAAGAUGAGAUUGAACAAUUCUAUGCAGAAAUUCAGGGCGCAAUCGAGGAAACAUCACGAGCAGAUGUUGUGUAUAUUCUGGGAGAGUUCAAUGCCAAAAUUGGAGAAAGGGCAGAAGCAGACAUCGUUGGCAAAUUUGGAUUAGGAGAACGGAAUGAAGCAGGAGAUCGACUGGUACAAUUUUGUCAAGAACAACACAUGCGGUUAACCACUACUUGGUUUCAGCAACCAAGAAGGUUAUACACCUGA